Molecule: messenger RNA, 3912 nt
Organism: Acanthoscelides obtectus
Lineage: Eukaryota; Metazoa; Arthropoda; Insecta; Coleoptera; Chrysomelidae
Source: the annotation of a GenBank genome assembly
AGUAACCUUGUGUGAAAAUUUCAUUCAAAUCCAAGCAGUCUUUCCAAGUUAUAGGCGGUUCAAAGAUUAGCGGACAGACCGACGGAAACGACGGUUUUUCGUGUUUAAUAUCUUCUAUAACAUCCAAAAAACAUCUUGUUUUCUAAAUUUUUCGUGAUUAGAAUUCCUCACCAUUAUGCGUGGGAAACAAAAGUAGUUUGACCUUGACCAUCAUUUGGAUAGUGAAGGAAAUCAUUGCACUCCCCUUGUAUCUGCUCAAUUUAGUCAAUGUUGUUUGUGUUAGAUAUCGCUGUAGUCGCCUAUGCUGCCAAAUGUUUUAUUUCCACGUAGCUAACGAGGUAUUUUAACCGUUUAUAAUUAUAUUUACGCUGUAACUAACCAGACAAAUGUAGAAAAUCAAUUUCGAUAUCAGUUGGAUCGUUGGUUGGAUCACUAUUCUACGUGGCUUGGGUAAAUCGAAACACGUUUUUUUGUAAAUGUGCAACUAUCUUAACUCGUACUCGUGUAACGUUUGGCAACAUCGCAGAGUUGUACUACUGACACUGACGUAAAAAAAAUAAGAAGUUAACAAACCUAUUGCUCCGCAUUCAUUUUGCUGUGAUAAACCUUGAAUUGUGUCAAUUUCUUGGCGAAUAAUCAUCCAAUUUAUUUAGCUACUUGCUGAAGGUGGCAGAAGACAACGAAGAAGGAAUUCUAAUGUUUGCAAUGAGGUUAAAACUAGCAUCUGAUCGGAAUAAAGAAUGGCGUUGUUGUGGCUGUCUUCAUGUUAGGACAGCCACAAUUAUGUUUGGAAUAUGGCAUCUGGUCCUACAUAUCUUAGCAUUGACAGUCCUUGUCUUAGUUAUGCGUAAUCAUCAUAUCAACAUUAAAAGGCAAGAGUUCCAGCAAAAUGAUUUUCUGCCAACUCCUUUGAGCAAAGUAAAAGAUGAUGAUAAUCCCUACUAUUUGCCUACAACUCAAGAUGGCAGGCCAAUAUAUUCAUCUGAUAUUGAUAUGGGAGCAUUGAUGACAGGCUUUACUCUAUCAAUUACACUAGUUAUGGUUUAUGGCACUAUAAAAGGCAAAGCAACCCACUUGUUGCCAUUUUUCUGUCUGCAGCUGUUUGAUUUUGCAAUAACUACAUUGACAGCAACAGGUUAUUUCUGCUACUUGAGGUCGGCACAUAGACUGAUUGCUGAACACUGGAAUCUGCCGCUGCGACACGAACUUUUGCAGCUUAGUCCCCAUACAUUGACAUUCCUUGUACUGAUGUCAUUCUUAGUAUCCAUUCUAUGGAAGGUAUUUGUCAGCGUUCCAUCCAAAGUCGGUACUUGUUUCUGGAUUUUUUGCAAUUUUGGUGUGGACGGACGAAAUAAAUACAUGGCCUACUGGAUCUGCGUAGUAUGGCGUUGCUACAAAUAUUUAACCCUGCGACAACAAUCUACUCGCAGCACUGUCCAUUACAUCAUUCCAGAAACUGGAGAGGGUACUUCCGGCAGGCGCGGACGUCAUCCGUCUGACCCAGAUUACCUCUUCGAUCAGGAGGCUGCAUUCGGGGGAUUCCCUGGGGCCGUCAAGCAAACCCCGCCGCCUAGUUACAGGGAUGUUGUGGGAGAUAUGCCUCCACCAUAUCCAGCUGAACUAGUCGGCGUCGGGCCUAGUGUUGCUGCAGCUACAAUGGCAGCGGCUGCCGCAGCUUCGUCCUCUGCAACCGUUGAAAGUGAAACAUCCCAAGCCGCCAGAACUGAUACUACCAACUUGGCCCCGGCCGCCUCAAUCGACUCCAUCGAUGCCGCAUCCACCUCUACAAGCUCCCGCUUAGAAACGAACGUCGAAGUGAUCCCCGGCCCAUCUUCCGAGCCAAUCAACGAACAGGCCUCAACACCAGGCGCUUCCCCAUUGGCCGAAAUCGUCUCAAAAGUUAGCACCCCAGAGGCGGUUGUUUCCGUACCGGUAUCACCAGCCGUAGCGCAGAAGUGAAGCAGCGGCAAGUCAAAAUGAGGUUUUACUUGAUUGAUUAUUAGGGGGUGCGGUCUAUCACGGUAUUAUGCCUGUCUUGAAACACAGUGGGAAGGAAAGUAAGAUCGAAUGUCAUUACUAGUUUUCAUAUAACAUAUUUUAACAUAGCCUAAAAAGCUUGUAUAUGUACGAGGGUUGAUGCUUUUGUUCCCCUUGCAAAAAAAACUACAUUUCACUUAUUUUUCUACAUAAUCCCUGCUACACUUGUUCAGUCAGCGGAUGCCACCUGUUGAUUAUUUGAAAAUCUUUUUCGUUGUAAACGUUCUGAUGAAUAAGGUGGGUAAUGUACCAAUUCAAAACCUGGUGCAGAGUUGCAGUGCGGGAGAUAUGGUUGGAAUUGCAAAGUCUAAAUGUUAAUGCGUGAUGUAUGCAGUUUAAUUUCUUCAAAACUCUUUCAAGCUUCGUGAUGAAACUGUAUACUAGUAGCUUUGCUAGUGGUUUCUCGCAAUUUUCUGGCUUAUGUGUGGCAAUGACAGUCCAAGAUGCGCUGUUGCCACUGUGCAUAAUACUGUAAGAUAGAUAGUGCUCCUAUAGGUUCUCUUACAAAUACAACAUAAAGCUGUGUUUUUAGCAGUGUACCUGUUAUUUUCAUUUCCUAUGGUACUGAAUUUAAGGCUUCUUUAAUUUUGUUACCGAACAUUCAAAUGUGGGAAAUUUCUCGACAUAUUUAUUUGAUCUGUAUUUCAUAUAAACUUUUGUUCAGGUAGAUUUUGUUUCUCUUAAUGUUAUCCAAUGGACCUUGAGUCUCCAUCGUAUUCUUACAUUUUCAAUCGUCUAGUAACCAGUUAUACUUGCAAGUUGUGUCUUUGUUAAGAGUGUGAAUUUUAUUUAUCUCUGUUGUGUGAUUCUAUUACAAAUAUUUGUUUGCAAUUUUAUCUUGUUUCUGUACUAAUUUUCAGCUUUAUGGUGCUUAUUGGCAGUAUUUCAUAGUUCAAAAUAUAGUGCCGCCACAUCUGAUUAUCCACUGAAUUAUAUAUAAAAUGAAAAAAAAACAAGAAAUGAAUAUGUAUCAAAAAGUAUUUGAUGUCGACUGACAUCAGGGAUUCCUAUGUUGAAUCUAGAAGCACUGCAAAUGUAUAAAGUUUGUUGAAGUGUUCAAUCAGAUGAUGAAGAGUUCCAAGUAAAAUCACUAUAACUUGCACGACUAUUUGAAGUACAUUUCGAUGUUGAAUACAGCACACAAAGUUGACUUCACUUCUGUUUGAAUAUCCAGUGUUGAGGCUAAUUUAAUUUUUUUCAUUCUCUUACAUAUUCUCUCAAAUUCUUUUGAUUGCGCAAUAACAUCUGUUCAUAAUUUCGCACAAUUUCAGACUAUUCGUCAAAAAUAACAUUGUGAAGAGUAAAACCUGAUUAUUAUUGACACCUUCUACAUGUUGCGCUGCUUGACUUCACAAACUGUUAAUACUUAAAUGUAUAAUUAACCAGUAGUUAUAAUAGUAUGUUGUUCUCUCUUUUCCCAUAAAAAUCUUAAAACUAUAGUUAUAUCAAGUUUAGGAAAUACCAUGUAUGAUCAUAGUAUAGUUGAGAGGUACUUAGUAUUACUAUUUAAAUAGUGAAUGAAAAAUAUAAGUAAGUCCGUCGUACCUGGUGUAUACUGACGGUACUUAUGAAAUGUAUUUUUUAUUUAUUUUCUUACUUGAUGCUUUACUAUUGACGUUUUGUACAGUUUUAAUUCGGUUUCUACCACACUUAAUCUGUGUACACGUUCUAUUGUAUAUGUUUGAAUUUAAAUAAAGUUAUAUAUCUUAAACGUGCUCAAUGUCCAGUACUAUAUACUCGACAGCGUUCAAUAUUUUAGGUAGAAAUGUAUGGUGAUUCUGUCUCUGGUAUCUUGUAUUGGGAAGUGGGAUGGGCCUAUGAGAACAAUAAUGGUUCUGCGGCCAGACGGUCAUAAAACAGAGAGUAAUUUCGAAC